Cucurbitaria berberidis CBS 394.84 is the source of this 1689-nucleotide messenger RNA. Its product is annotated as glycoside hydrolase family 64 protein. The transcript has a single exon. Lineage: Eukaryota; Fungi; Ascomycota; Dothideomycetes; Pleosporales; Cucurbitariaceae. Bases 242 to 1534 code for a protein of 430 amino acids. The record is from RefSeq and is a predicted model, not a curated record.
AUCAGAUGCACCCUGCAUUCACCGAUUCCAAGGCGUUGACGCGCGUUGGAAAUUUUCUUAGCUGCAUAUAAAACGCCGUUGACAAUUUCAUUGCUGGACGCAUUUCGCAAUCGGCGGUACUUUCGACUUUUCAAUAUCUCGCCCAAAAUUUUCGCCGUCGAGAAAUAUCGUUCUCGUAGUAUACACCCACGCCAACCAUUUUUUGCAUACAUACACUUUUGCAGAGGUUCAGCACCCCACUAUGAAAUCCUUCAAGAAACUAGUAAACAAAGGCCGCGAGAGCUUCCAGAAUCGCAAUGCCGGGGAGAAGGACCCAACCAAUACGCCGGCCAAUGCCAAUGUUGACAACGAGAAGCGCGUAGCUGCUCCACAAGCCAACGAUGGACAACAGCAAGUACUCGCCGAAGCUGCGCCUGGUACACUACAUGUUGCCCUGCAGAACAAGUCCAGCUCCAGCAAUGUUUACGCAUACAUCACGGGCCUCGCUCUCGAGCAUAACAACUCGCCUAUAUUCGUGCAGUCCGACGGUCGAAGCAUUUACUUUCCUGUCGCGCCGAAAGAGAUUCUACAACCCCUCCAAGCCGACGUUGCGAUACCCCUCGGCGCGCCAGGCAACACCGUGAACGUCAAUAUUCCGAAGAUUGCUGGUGGCCGCAUAUGGUUCAGCAUCGACGGCAAACUCACGUUCUUGCUGAACCCUGGCCCUGCGGUUGUCGAGCCAAGUGUGACAAACCCUUCAGACAAAAACUUCAACAUCGACUGGACGUUUUGCGAAUUCACGUUCAACGAUGCGCAACUCUUCGCUAACAUCAGCUACGUCGACUUCAUCAAUAUUCCCGUCUCACUGAGUCUCACCAACACGCAAGGGAACACGCAAAAAGUGCCUGGUAUGGGUUCUGAUGGCUUCCAGACAGUUGUCAAAGAAUUGCGUGCACAAGCCCAGCGCGAUGGCAAACCUUGGGAUCGGCUGAUCUACGAACUCAAUGGCCGCCCGCUACGAGUGCUAAGUCCGAACAACCUCCUCGUCGGGAACGACAGCGUGUGGGGCAACUACUGGGAUGGCUAUACACAGGCGGUGUGGAAUAAGUUCCGGAAUGAAGAUAUGACAAUCAACACUCAAGCUGCAGCCGGCAACGUCACAGGUCGUGUGCAGGGCAACGAAUUGCAGCUCGGCGAAGCGGGUAGUUUCUCCGCGCCGUCUGCAAAGGACAUCUUCAGCUGUAGCACUGGGCCAUUUGCAACUGGAUCAAACCCAGCACGCAACGCCGUAAUUCCGAGACUGGCUGCUGCCUUCAACCGCAGCACAUUGCUGACGUCGCCGGGCAACCAGUUUCCGAACGGUGGAAAUCCGAGCACGUACUAUAAGGAGGAGACCACAAACCACUACGCUCGCAUAGUACACCAGGUACAACGAGAUGGACGAGGCUAUGCGUUCCCAUAUGACGACGUUGUUCCUGAUGGCGGCAGCGAUGUUGCCGGUACGCUGUUUGAUGGCAGCCCUAAAUUGUUCACCGUAGCUGUUGGCGGCAACUAAGGAGCUUGCGGUCUGAUAUCGAGAUGCUUGAUGUGACGUCGACUUCAUUGUACACUUUUUUCUUCGCAUGUUUAUAAGCUUCUUGCUCAUACUCGACAUUGAUAGAUUGAACAUGUAGAUGACUUUGCCUGUGGUAUAUUUCUUUUGACUGACAC